Messenger RNA from Vespa velutina, 3129 nucleotides. Its product is annotated as diacylglycerol lipase-beta-like. The transcript has 14 exons. The coding region runs from base 359 to 2371 and encodes 670 amino acids. NCBI's taxonomy places the organism in Eukaryota, Metazoa, Arthropoda, Insecta, Hymenoptera, Vespidae. Gene Ontology annotation, biological process: lipid metabolic process. The record is from RefSeq and is a predicted model, not a curated record.
UAUUUCCUCUCCCUUUUAAAUGCCAUUCUCAAUGUCGUGGUUCAUUCUAAACUAUUAUCUAUCAAUAUUCGGAUGUAAAGGAUAUAAAUGAAGACUUUCUCUUGGAACUUUCUCUACGUCAUGUCAGAGUGUUCAAUGAAUUCUAAAUUUAAUAUGUUUUAAAGUACGCACGAUCAUACAAAUUUUAAAAAAAUAGUUAUUAUAAAAAAUGCUGUAUCCUUUCAAUAUUAUGGAACAUUGAAAACCUCGAGAUUAGAGACCAUAGCUUUCGAAGAAUUUUCGUAGAAUCACUAUUCUGGAUCUCUCUACAUACAGCUUGUACAGCUAUAGAUUUAUCAAAUCAUCAUUUAUAUUAAAAAUGCCAGCCUUGAAGCUUUUCGGCCGAAAAUGGUUGGCAGCCACGGAUGAUCUUGUAUACCCUGGAUUAUUCGAAAUUUUAAUACGCCUUACUUGGUUGAUCUUGAUAGGAAUAGGAUGCGUAAAAUAUUAUGCAAGUACCUGGAGAUGUCAACUAGGAGGCGAUGUAGUCCGUGUAUAUUUAAUAGGAGAAGUAACCAUCCUUGUUAUAGUUAUAAUUAUUACAUUUUUUAUCAUAAGAUAUAGCAGUAAAGGAUCCAUAACGGAUACACACGCUCGCCGUUAUGUUGAGCCGCUUCUCACAGUGAAAAUAUUCAUGAUUCUACCAGAAAUAAAUUGGAACAUUUUGGGAACGCUUUGGAUCUCCAGUAAGAACAUAGAUUGCGAGAUAGAACAGUACACAAUGAGCAUCGUAAAGGCAAUGGUAUUUUUCAAUUGGAUCCUUAUCGGCCUUACCAUCUUCGGUUUUGUUCUUGUUUUCGAUCCUCUUGGCUCGUUGGAUAUACGCGAGAAAGAUCUAGACGACACGAUCAAGCAUGGAAAGAUAUCGCGAAACUGGCGGCGAAGAUUCAAAUUCCUUUGGUGGAUGAGGAAAGACGAAAAGGCCAAUGAGACCUUCCAACAUGUCGCUGGUCUUCUCAGCGCACUAUUUCGAGGAACGGAUUUGGUACCUUCUGACAUUAUGGCAGGCUUAAUUCUACUGCGAGUUCGGCAGAAACGCGAAACGCACGAAUUGAAAAGUUUAAAUCUAUUUUCUCGGCCGAAAUAUACUGUUGAUGCACGCGAUAUUUUUACUGAAACUCCCAGUUGGAUGACCUUGGAAAAUGCACAUCAUUUCCUUAAAUUAUCGAUUGCAUCUUACGGCCAUUUGUUCGUUUGUUAUCAACAUAUAUGUACAGGAUGUUUUCGUUUAAUACCAAACUUAACUUGCUGUGCCUGCUUCCGAAAAAAACGGAAAGUCAUCCUGAACGACAAUUGUUGCUUCUGUAACUUAUCGGGGGUAAAAUACAUAUCAAAAUUAUCAAAUGAUGACAUUUUAUUCGCUAGUUUCAAGAAUCAUUUAUGUGAGGUACCUUUUUGCGUGAUAGUCGAUCAUAAAACAUCUAGUAUCGUUAUAAUUGUACGAGGCUCUCUGUCAUUGAGAGAUUUAAUCACAGAUAUCGCCGCAGCAUCCGAGACAUUUGAAUGUCUUGGACUACCUUCAGGAAGCAUGGCACAUAAGGGUAUGAUAUUAGGAGCUAAAACACUUUUAAGACAAUUGCACCAUUAUAAAAUCUUAGAAAUGGCUUUUAAUACAUAUCCCACUUAUACUCUUGCAUUAACAGGUCACAGUUUAGGUGCUGGUGUGGCAGUUUUACUGGGCAUAUUAUUACGUCCUGAAUACCCGAAUUUAAGAGUUUAUGCAUUUUCUACACCAGCUGGAGUUAUUAGCCGGAGUGCUGCUAAAGUUACAGAAGAAUUUGUAUUAACAGUAACCCUUGGAGAUGAUCUUGUAACGAGAUUGAGUGUUGAAAGUACAGAAGAUUUAAGAACAUCUUUGCUUGCCACUCUUGCAGAAUGUCGAUUACCAAAGUACAGAGUAAUUCUUAAUGGCUUUGGGUAUGCAUUACAUGGUGUACCUGAACAAGAUCUCGACAAAACAUGGACAACUUCUGAUAUCAUUAAUUCAAUACCAGGACAGUCUCCUUUAUUAACAUAUUCUGAAACUAUUAAUAAUGUGGAAAACACAGUAUUAACAUCAAAUAUUUCACGAAGAAGAUUUUCAAAAAUGAGACUUUACAAUGCUGGUCUUAUAUUACAUCUGGCAAGAUGUAAGCAUACAGAAACAGAUACAAAAAGUAAGAAAAAGAAAAAUGAAAAGAAAUAUGAAAUGAGGUGGGCACAGCCAGAAGAAUUUACAAAAAUGGUAAUAAUGCCGCGAAUGCUUUUAGACCAUCUUCCAGAAAAUUUGGAAAACGCACUUGCAACAUUGAUAGAACAACAAAAAGAUUUACCAAUUUACUUUGACCCAUAAUAUAGUUCAAAAAACAUGUAAAAUUUAGUUAAUAUUUUACUUAAAUUAAAAAUGGUAAGAGGCUCCUUGUAGUUAUAUAUAUUGUAAUACUAUUUUGUAAAUUUAGAAAAUACACAAUAAAAUUUAUCAUUGUAUUAUUCCUAUAUACAUAUAUACAAGAUAUCUGAUUGCAUAUUGAAACUACAGCAGGUGUGUAUUCUACACGCUAAAAUAAGAAAAAAGUUCAUAUAAACAUAUACCUGAUGUGACUUUGUUUCUGAAUUAUAGUUCGUUUUAUGAUGUAAUAAUUAUCUAUCUUCAAAGAAAUUAUUCAGAGUGACUAUUUCUAAAUUCAAUACAGACAUGAAUACAUCUUAUCAAUGAAUUGUCAAACAUAUUGAAACAGGCUAGGUAUGGUACGAAUUUAAAACCAGUCUUGAUAGACAUAUUGACAAAGUAUUUCAAUACUAUCGAUUGAAGUUUUGUAUAUUAUCGAUUUUAAAUAUCUCAAUAAGUUAAAAUCAAUAAUAUUCAGGUUUUGGAUUCAGGUUUGGAUAAACUAUAUAUUAACUAUAUAACAAAUUAUAACUUAUAAGCAAGGUCAAAUCAAACAUAUGUUUAUAUAAAUUUUGUUUUGUUAUUUUAAUGUGCAAAAUCUAUAUCUUCUGUACUUUCAUGUGCAACCGAUCAUCUUGUAUAUUUUUACUGUGCCGUAGGUUAAUUAUACAUAUAUUGAUCAUAUAAAAUUGAUCAUAAUAAAUCACCAUAUUUUAAAUAUA